Caenorhabditis remanei is the source of this 1113-nucleotide messenger RNA. RefSeq lists its product as uncharacterized. Lineage: Eukaryota; Metazoa; Nematoda; Chromadorea; Rhabditida; Rhabditidae. The coding region runs from base 1 to 1113 and encodes 370 amino acids. The transcript has 4 exons. Gene Ontology annotation, molecular function: protein binding. The record is from RefSeq and is a predicted model, not a curated record.
AUGACCGAAAAAUCCAUCGAAUUAUCAGAUUUACCACCGGAAAUGCUGCAAUAUUUGGUGGAGAAAUGCGAUUUUGUUACAAGACGCCGACUCCGCGCUUCCUCCUCUCUCAUGUAUCGAGUCGUCGAUUCUACUAAACUAUACAUUCCAUCAGUUAAAAUGGUGAACUGGAAUGGAGGAGUGAUGACUGUGAAGCUUACAACCUUACCGUCCGACCCAUACAUGAUAGGAUUCCAGAAAAAUGAGACGGGCGGAACACUAAUUUGGUCCCAUUUUCAAAAGGGAGUGAUUAUUGAAAACUCGGAUUACAUGGACGAAGCGUUUGACUGGUUCAAGCAGAUGUGUCUCCAGAAAAAUGUCACUAUCGGAUGGUUUUACAUCUCUCCGAGUGACGACCCGAAAAAAAUGGCAGAAAAACUCGACGAGGUUCUGGGUAAAAGUGAAACUCCAUUGAAAAUCGAAUCGAUUUAUUGUGCGGGAAGAGAGUCUAGUGAUUCGAUGUGGAAGGUUAUGGAAUAUUGUGAUAAGAGACUAUUGAAAGAGAUGCAAAUUGACCAGCUUGAUGACGAGAUUUUCGAAUUAUUCGGAAAGCAGGACGAAAUUGUCAAAAAUUUGGAGAAGAUUGAGAUCAACUGUCUCUGCAAUGCCUCCGUUGAAGAGGUUCUAUCUCUCAACGCAUCUGUGAUCUCCUUGAAUUCCGAGAAUUUCACUGAUGAUUUGGUCUACAAACUCAUCGAAAAAUUCACAAACAGGAGAAAAGAUGGAUCAGCAUUCUGUAUUAAAAACUCGCAGAAACGAAAUUUGGAUUUGGAAAUGAUUCCGCCAGGAUUCAAGAAGACGGAUAGUACAAACAGAUUCAAAGAAUACCGCAACCAGCUCAUCAACACCAACCAUCCGACCGUUCACCUCCGUCUCCGUGAAGAUCGAGUUCGUCUUCAGAUCGGAGACACAAAAAUACUGAAUUUCUGGAAUGAAGAUGAGUCCGAUUCCGACACAAACGAUGAUUCUGAUUCUUCCUCUGGAUCGGCCAGUGAUUCUGACGCGAAUGAUGAUCUACUCGAUGAUAGAGCGUUCGAUGAAUCGGAUUUCGAAAACGAUGAAGACGAGUUCUAA